CAUUCAGUACACGGUACUGAAUUAUGUGUGUGUGCCUUGUUUGUGUAGCACUACCGGAUCUGAACGUGCAAUCCGAUCCCAAAGAGCCGGUCUCAGGACAGCCCUUCAGCCUCAAGUGUUCUCUGCAGGGGGUGUACCCUCCCGGCUCAGUGGAGAUGCGCUGGUUACACGGGGACCGUGUCAUCGCAGGACCCGCCGGCACAGCGGAAAACGCAGACGAGGUGUUUCACAAUUACGAGCUCAGGACAAAACAGCAGCUGCACGCCACAAGUGCAGAUUACAGAUGCGAAGCAGAGUUGGUUUUACAAAACAAGUUGAUAAAAACUAAAAAACAAACACUGCCGUUACAGUUUAAAGUGGUUCCUGAGAGGCCCUCCAUUUCCACCUCUUUCCUGCGCAAGCCCUUGGGGGAGCCGGCCUCCUUCACAUGCAAGGCAGAUCCCUCCUUCAGCAUCUCCUGGGCAAGGACAGGCAGCCAGGGAGCAUGGGCCCCUCCGGGACACUGGAAUCUCUCUGUCAGCGCGGGCGUCUCGCUGGUGCUCAUAGAGAGACUGCAGCCUGGCGACAGUGGAAACUACACCUGCAUCCUCAAGAAUGAAACCACCAAAGUGACGCUCAGCAUAACCAUUGAGGUUUCCUACGCUCCUAAGAAUACCUCACUGACCCGCUCUGAGCCCUCGGUCAAGGAAGGAGACCCCCUGACCCUGACCUGCAGGGGGGACGCCAGCCCAGAGCCUCAGAUCCUCUGGACUAAACUGAACUCCACAUUACCAGACAGCUGGAUCCGCUCUACAGGCAAGGGGCAGUCCACACUGACAGCCCUCUCCCUCGCCCCCGAGCACAGCGGCACCUACCAGUGUGAAAUCAGCAACGGCAUUGGCAGGGAGACCCUGACGACAACGCUCCACGUGCUGUACGCUCCUAAGAAUACCUCACUGACCCGCUCUGAGCCCUCGGUCAAGGAAGGAGACCCCCUGACCCUGACCUGCAGGGGGGAAGCCAGCCCAGAGCCUCAGAUCCUCUGGACUAAACUGAACUCCACAUUACCAGACAGCUGGAUCCGCUCUACAGGCAAGGGGCAGUCCACACUGACAGCCCUCUCCCUCGCCCCUGAGCACAGCGGCACCUACCAGUGUGAAAUCAGCAACGGCAUUGGCAGGGAGACCCUGACGACAACGCUCCACGUGCUGUACGCUCCUAAGAAUACCUCACUGACCCGCUCUGAGCACUCGGUCAAGGAAGGAGACCCCCUGACCCUGACCUGCAGGGGGGACGCCAGCCCAGAGCCUCAGAUCCUCUGGACUAAACUGAACUCCACAUUACCAGACAGCUGGAUCCACUCUACAGGCAAGGGACAGUCCACACUGACAGCCCUCUCCCUCGCCCCCGAGCACAGCGGCACCUACCAGUGUGAAAUCAGCAACGGCAUUGGCAGGGAGACCCUGACGACAACGCUCCACGUGCUGUACGCUCCUAAGAAUACCUCACUGACCCGCUCUGAGCCCUCGGUCAAGGAAGGAGACCCCCUGACCCUGACCUGCAGGGGGGAAGCCAGCCCAGAGCCUCAGAUCCUCUGGACUAAACUGAACUCCACAUUACCAGACAGCUGGAUCCGCUCUACAGGCAAGGGGCAGUCCACACUGACAGCCCUCUCCCUCGCCCCCGAGCACAGCGGCACCUACCAGUGUGAAAUCAGCAACGGCAUUGGCAGGGAGACCCUGACGACAACGCUCCACGUGCUGUACGCUCCUAAGAAUACCUCACUGACCCGCUCUGAGCCCUCGGUCAAGGAAGGAGACCCCCUGACCCUGACCUGCAGGGGGGAAGCCAGCCCAGAGCCUCAGAUCCUCUGGACUAAACUGAACUCCACAUUACCAGACAGCUGGAUCCGCUCUACAGGCAAGGGGCAGUCCACACUGACAGCCCUCUCCCUCGCCCCUGAGCACAGCGGCACCUACCAGUGUGAAAUCAGCAACGGCAUUGGCAGGGAGACCCUGACGACAACGCUCCACGUGCUGUACGCUCCUAAGAAUACCUCACUGACCCGCUCUGAGCACUCGGUCAAGGAAGGAGACCCCCUGACCCUGACCUGCAGGGGGGACGCCAGCCCAGAGCCUCAGAUCCUCUGGACUAAACUGAACUCCACAUUACCAGACAGCUGGAUCCACUCUACAGGCAAGGGACAGUCCACACUGACAGCCCUCUCCCUCGCCCCCGAGCACAGCGGCACCUACCAGUGUGAAAUCAGCAACGGCAUUGGCAGGGAGACCCUGACGACAACGCUCCACGUGCUGUACGCUCCUAAGAAUACCUCACUGACCCGCUCUGAGCCCUCGGUCAAGGAAGGAGACCCCCUGACCCUGACCUGCAGGGGGGAAGCCAGCCCAGAGCCUCAGAUCCUCUGGACUAAACUGAACUCCACAUUACCAGACAGCUGGAUCCGCUCUACAGGCAAGGGGCAGUCCACACUGACAGCCCUCUCCCUCGCCCCCGAGCACAGCGGCACCUACCAGUGUGAAAUCAGCAACGGCAUUGGCAGGGAGACCCUGACGACAACGCUCCACGUGCUGUACGCGCCUAAGAAUACCUCACUGACCCGCUCUGAGCCCUCGGUCAAGGAAGGAGACCCCCUGACCCUGACCUGCAGGGGGGAAGCCAGCCCAGAGCCUCAGAUCCUCUGGACUAAACUGAACUCCACAUUACCAGGCAGCUGGAUCCGCUCUACAGGCAAGGGGCAGUCCACACUGACAGCCCUCUCCCUCGCCCCCGAGCACAGCGGCACCUACCAGUGUGAAAUCAGCAACGGCAUUGGCAGGGAGACCCUGACGACAACGCUCCACGUGCUGUACGCUCCUAAGAAUACCUCACUGACCCGCUCUGAGCCCACGGUCAAGGAAGGAGACCCCCUGACCCUGACCUGCAGGGGGGACGCCAGCCCAGAGCCUCAGAUCCUCUGGACUAAACUGAACUCCACAUUACCAGACAGCUGGAUCCGCUCUACAGGCAAGGGGCAGUCCACACUGACAGCCCUCUCCCUCGCCCCCGAGCACAGCGGCACCUACCAGUGUGAAAUCAGCAACGGCAUUGGCAGGGAGGCCCUGACGACAACGCUCCACGUGCUGUACGGUCCCAGGAAUAUCGGAGCUGACUCUGGAGUCAUCACAGGGAAUGAAGGCCAGCCUCUGAAAAUCAACUGCACCUGGGAUGCAAAUCCCAAGCCUGACAUCCAGUGGCUCAAACUGGGCUCGGAGAAACGGGAUCACUGGGAGAUAUCUGAAUCCGGGAAUAAAUCCCAGCUGAGAAUCAAUGCUAUGGGAUCUGAGGAUCUCGGGGUUUACACCUGUCUGAUCAGAAACAAAAUUGGGGAAAUAUGGAGGAACACAACCGUGAGAGCGACAGAUGAACAGGGAGUGCAGAGCGUGACCAUAACGAUAGCCACUGCGCUGCCAGCACUGGGCUUGUCAAUAUUCGCAGCCCUUGUGGGUUGGCUGAGAAAGAACAGACAGUCUACGCUCAGUAUAAACCCAUAAGUGAUUGCAUGCUCUUCCCCUAAUUUACCUUGUUUCAAUGGUACAAUGGUGCUGGCUACAGUAAGACACCGUGCCUUGACCUCCGCACACCCCCUCCACCCCAUUCCUGUCUGCCAUUCACCUGGAUGGUCAGCUGGGCAGUGACUGUGAUGGGGGGGGGGGGCUAAGUUUUGUGUUUCGUUAUCAGAACAUCUCAGAAUGCAGGCAUUGAGACUUGCGCACUAUAAUCAGCGCAGACUUUGAUCUGAUUCAAUCCACUGUGGCGAGGAAGACUGGGCCAUCGAACUGAUAACAUCUAAUCUCAGUGUAAAACUUCGGCUUUCUUUAACAUUCUCUAUUUCCAAAGAUGUGUAAAUAUUUUAAUUGUAUGCCUUUGCUUGUUGCUGUACAUACUGUUGUGAAGGAAUAAUGCUGAGUUCUUGCAGAACAAGUUAGUGUGUGUUACCAUCUGUGCCUUAGUUAUUUCACAACUGCCAUACUAAAUAUGUAUUCUCAUAUCGUUUACAUUUUUUUAUAUAGAGUGGUUCCGAGAAUGGGUGUCACUCCAGGGGAUGCUUAUCAAGUCAAUAACAAAACCUUAUCACAUUAUUCAGCAAAACACUGCAAUUACAUUUUUCUCUGGACUAAUACUGUGGAAAAUAAUAUGGUAGAUCAAAUUGAAAUAGUAUCGUUUUGAUUUUUGUUUUGUUAAAAAAUUUGGUUACUUUCCAAAACUGGGAUGCGUUUUUUUCUGUCAAAAUAUGUAUAGUAGUAACUGGACAGUACAUGCACACUUCAGUUGUCAUAAUUCUGUUUUAAAUCCUCCGUAUCUUAACUGUAACACAGCUUUAAAUCCCAUGAACAACCCUCCAUUGCUGAGUAAGCUCGUUUUAAAUCUCGCAAGCGGAGUCUUCAGUAGAAAUUUUUGGUAGCUGGGGUAUUCAGAGCGAAUCAACGAUCAAUACAAGUCAAGAUGUAAUUUUUUUAGUAGUAGUUUUUUAAUGGGAAAGGAGUUGUCAGCGUGAAUUGACUAACUAUUUCCACAGUUUUCCGGUGUUUUCCAGUGUUUAUUGGCUACACACCAAUUUCAUUUUUUUGGGUCCGGAGGUGUUUUAGCAGUUUUAGUCCUACAUAUAACCUAACAUGCAUCAUUAAAAUUGACCGAUCAAUCACUAGCACCGAUCAAUAAAUCAAUAUAUUAGUGGGACUGGAUUGAAUCAGGGCACCCUGAUCAUUGAGAGAAAUCUGCUGAAAGAGCCUUAAUUGGAUUGCACAUUUAUUAACACCUAAGUGUGCCAGGAAUUUACACUCCAGGCUAUGGUAACACAACACAUGCACCAAACAUCAGAAGAUGCAGGACAGGCAUUUUAUUGCGAGCUGCAUGGCGGACAUACAUUUGUAUAGCUGGCCAUGGCAAUAGAUGAAAUAGUUCAGUCCUGAAUGGGUGCAAUAGAAAACUAUUUGAAAGCAAAGCCUUUUAUAUUUGAUUUACUGGUAUAGUGUCAUGUGAUACGAUGUAAGAUUUUGGUCUCCCUUUUGACAGGUAGAUUCAUAUAUUUGUAUUUUACCAAAAGGGACUGGGAAUGGACAGCGCAACUGUAAUCAUUACUGUUUUUUUUUUUUUUGCUUGUGUGUGUAUGUUGUGACUAUUUUUUAUAUAAGAAAUGCUAUACUGUCUUCAUAGCUUUUUACCUUGUGGAUUAUUGCUGUUUAACGUUGCUGUGUGAUCACCAACUAACAUUGCAUUGACAACAGAGACAACCCUGCUGUUAUUUAGUCAUCAGUUUUAAACAGAAUUCCUGGAUGGCUGUUGUCCAGUCUGCAGUUACAAAGCAGGCCUGGUUGGCUUUCCAGUUUGUUUGAAUAGCGAAAGCUGCAGGCACACAUGAUGCAUCUGUUAUUCUGAUAACAUUUCACAGGACAUGUGUCAAAGCCUACCUGUGUGUGUGUCACACUGAUAUUGUGAGCACUGUAGGUGAGGCGAGGUUGCAAGUGUUGUAACUGCUCAGGAAAGAGAGUCCGGUUGCCGAUUUGUAGGCGGCCUCAGUCUGAUACAUAAACCCUAUUUUGAGUACUGUAUGGGGCAUCACAGCUCUAUUAUAAUAAACAGAUUUUGGUACAGUAGUAGACUUCUUCGAAUAAUCUCACCUUCUACACCAACAACUGAAAGGCAUCUAGCUUCGGGGGUUGGGCUGUGGUUUGAAGGCUGCCUGCAAGCCCUGUUUUGAUGAGGCGCUGUGCCACUCCCUAACCGGUCAGCUCACACCUCAGGAUGUUUUUUCCUUUUCGCUUUUCCCAGACGUGCGUUUAGAAGACAAA
Polyodon spathula (Mississippi paddlefish) is the source of this 5828-nucleotide messenger RNA. RefSeq names its product hemicentin-2-like. NCBI's taxonomy places the organism in Eukaryota, Metazoa, Chordata, Actinopteri, Acipenseriformes, Polyodontidae. The record is from RefSeq and is a predicted model, not a curated record. The transcript has 13 exons. Gene Ontology annotation, biological process: cell-cell adhesion. The coding region runs from base 24 to 3530 and encodes 1168 amino acids. Gene Ontology annotation, cellular component: cell-cell junction. Gene Ontology annotation, molecular function: cell adhesion molecule binding.